AGAUUGUAGUCAAAAGCAAAUUGAACUCUGAGCUUUUACUUGCAUGUUUGCCAGCCUGGUUCGAGGAGGUUCGGUAGGGUUUAGUUCAUGUGGGUUUUACUGAACCAGAAAGAAACUAACUGCUUCCUGUUGAUCUGGAAACUACUUCUCUGCCUCAUGAGGAUAGGAAUUGGAGAGUUUUUGAAUGAUAUUAUUUUGAAAUCCCCGACGGAAAUAUGUUAGAAAUACUUCCGCUAGCCUUCCGCCGGUCCCAAAAACUGAAGCCUCGAUCGGUGCGGAUAAUCCGGCUCCAGUGGGCCGGGAAGCCGCCGAAAUGAGCCCGAGGAGCAGCUAGCGGACCCCGGGAGACCCGCGGACCCCGGGAAGGCUUUGAGAUGCUCUCUCGCCCCCUGACAGAGACCCUUGGCAGGGGGAGUGACCCGACAGCAGAAACCCUGCCCAAUGAUCUCCCAUUGGCCGAUGCAGAUGAGGCUCUUGCAGGAGGCUCCGCCCCCCCGGCCCCGCCCUGCUGCUCCUGCGCCUCCCUCUUGCCCCGCCUCCUGGCAGCUCACCGCAUGGAGGUGCGGCACCUCCUGCGAGGAGCUUUGUCAUCGCUCGGCCGCCGACUGGACUCUCUGGAGAGGAAGAGGAGGAAGAGGAGGAAGGAGGGAGGAAGAGGAGGUCCUCCUAGUAUCACCUGCAGCUCCUCUUCCUCAUCUGCAUUGUCGCCUCACGUCAUCACUUCCUCUUCAUGGUCACCCUCCACUUCAUCAGACCUGAUGAAGUGGAGCAAUCCUUCCUGCAGCUUCAGCCAAUCAGAGCAGAGUAGGAGGGACAGUGAAGGAGAGGAGGUGAGGAGGAGGAGGAAGAGGAGGAGAAGCCAUGAAGGCUUUCUUCCUCCAGGGAAUGAAGAGGAGGAGGAGGAAGAGGAGAGGUUUGUGGGUCAGAUGGCGGUCUCUGUCAGAGGAAGAGGAGGACCUGAGGAAGAAGAGGCAGAGCAUCUCGUCCUCCAUGACUUCAACCAGAGGAAACGCAGACGAAGGGUCGGCCAGUCAGAGCUGGGCUUCAGCGAGCUGGUGAGGAAGAACGGCUACAGCUCCCAGCAUGCACUGCUUCCUGUGCAGGCAGCUGUCAUUGGCCAGACCUGCGGCCAAUCACAAGGCCUCGCUGUGUUACCGGGACAGUGGACGUUCUCUGACAUCAUCACGCACCUGUCCUCCAACCGGACCCACCUACAGCCAUGGCUCCAGAACCCCGCCCCCGUGUUACACCUGUCUGCCGUUGCCAUGGAGACGGUGUUAGACUGGGUGAAGGGCGGAGCCUGUUGGAAUCCUCUGCGUCCUCUGAGGGACUGGACGGCACCGCCCAGUUUGGACAGCGACCACAGCUACAUAAGAAGACUGAUGACCAGCUCUACAGGUUCUCCCCAGGGUCAUCACAAGCUGCGGUCCAAUCACAGUACCUGGAGCCUGUGGUUGCCAAGGCGACGAGCCUUGCCACUGAAUUUAUGUUCAGCCAAUGGGCUGUCUGCUGCCCUCCCUGCUGACCAAUCAGCAGCGCUCUCAGAGUUUCACAGCACAAAUGUGAAGCUCAGUAAACGAGUGUCGCAGAUCAGAAUACGCCGUGCGUCGCCGCGGGAGACGCCUCUCACACCAAUGGGACUGCCCAAAGCGAAACGUUUGAAGAAGAAGGAGUUCAGCCUGGAGGAGAUCUACACCAACAAAAACUAUGAGGCCCCGCCCAACAUCAGGAGCCUGGAAACCAUAUUUGAGGAGCCUCGGGAGAAGGAUGGAGCGCUGCUCCUGAUUGGCCAGCAGAAGCGUCGCCGGCUCCUCCUCUUCCCUGACUUCACUCAGCCCAGGAAGAGGAAGAAGCCCCAAGGGGUGGGUCUUCCUGUUUCCUUGGUGCCCAGAAAACGAGGAGCAGUGCGGCGACACGUCCACGGCGGGGGGCUGGAUGACAGCAGCGACCUUGACGUGAUGCUGGUGGAGCGCCUGAGUGAGCUCGAUGACUUCCUGACUCAGCAGGGCCUGGACGUGUGACAUCAUUUCCUGACAGCUGACUAAAUGGACACACCAAUGGUGACAGUGUGAAGGGGUGAAUGGAGACAUGUCUGCAGAGGCUGAGUCUUGGAUCAGGCUCCGCCCCCUCCAGGAGGCUCCGCCCCCUACAGAUACACCUGUGGAAAAAAACCUCAUCCAGCUGCCAGUCUUUGCAGUACUCUGUAGUACUCUGUGGUACCCAGUAGUACUCUGUGGUACCCUGUAGUACUCUGUGGUACCCUGUAGUACUCUGUGGUACCCGGUAGUACUCUGUGGUACUCUGUGGUACCCGGUAGUACUCUGUGGUACUCUGUAGUACUCUGUGGUACCCGGUAGUACUCUGUAGUACUCUGUGGUACUCUGUGGUACCCUGUAGUACUCUGUGGUACCCGGUAGUACUCUGUAGUACUCUGUGGUACCCGGUAGUACCCUGUAGUACUCUGUGGUACUCCGGAGUGUUGUGAACUGUGAUGUUUAUUUCUGAUGAAAACUGUAUUUUUGGACAAAUAAAGUCGUUUCUUCUCUGAAA
Molecule: messenger RNA, 2550 nt
Organism: Poecilia latipinna (sailfin molly)
Lineage: Eukaryota; Metazoa; Chordata; Actinopteri; Cyprinodontiformes; Poeciliidae
Exons: 12
Coding region: 375-2021 (548 amino acids)
Source: RefSeq, a predicted model, not a curated record